This is a messenger RNA of Mesocricetus auratus (golden hamster), 4809 nucleotides long. It is a transcript of the gene Stat3, whose product is annotated as signal transducer and activator of transcription 3. Lineage: Eukaryota; Metazoa; Chordata; Mammalia; Rodentia; Cricetidae. The transcript has 24 exons. Bases 235 to 2622 code for a protein of 795 amino acids. Gene Ontology annotation, molecular function: DNA-binding transcription factor activity, RNA polymerase II-specific; RNA polymerase II cis-regulatory region sequence-specific DNA binding. The record is from RefSeq and is a predicted model, not a curated record. Gene Ontology annotation, biological process: regulation of transcription by RNA polymerase II; leptin-mediated signaling pathway; growth hormone receptor signaling pathway via JAK-STAT.
UUCCGGAGCUGCAGUGUAGACAGGGAGGGGGAACCUGGGGUUCCGACGUCGCCGCGGAGGGAACGAGCCCUAACCGGAUCUCUGAGGCACAACCCGGCUCGGUGUCGCCUGACCGCGUAGGCUAAGAGAGGCCAGGCGGCCCUCGGGAGCCCAGUUGCUCGCCUCUGGAGCCAGCGCAGUCCUGCCAGUCGGGCCUCAGCCCGGGAGACAGUUACGCCCCCUGAUUGUGUCAGGAUGGCCCAAUGGAACCAGCUCCAGCAGCUGGACACUCGGUACCUGGAGCAGCUGCACCAGCUCUACAGCGACAGCUUCCCCAUGGAGCUUCGGCAGUUCCUGGCGCCUUGGAUUGAAAGUCAAGAUUGGGCAUAUGCCGCCAGCAAAGAGUCACAUGCCACAUUGGUGUUUCAUAAUCUCUUGGGUGAGAUUGACCAGCAGUAUAGCCGAUUCCUUCAAGAGUCCAAUGUCCUCUAUCAGCACAACCUGCGAAGAAUCAAGCAGUUCCUGCAGAGCAGGUAUCUUGAGAAGCCCAUGGAAAUCGCCCGGAUUGUGGCCCGAUGCCUGUGGGAAGAGUCUCGCCUCCUCCAGACAGCAGCCACGGCAGCCCAGCAAGGGGGCCAGGCCAACCACCCGACAGCUGCUGUGGUGACGGAGAAGCAGCAGAUGCUGGAGCAGCAUCUUCAGGAUGUCCGGAAGCGUGUGCAGGAUCUAGAACAGAAAAUGAAAAUGGUAGAGAAUCUCCAGGAUGACUUUGAUUUCAACUAUAAAACCCUCAAGAGUCAAGGAGACAUGCAGGAUCUGAAUGGAAACAACCAGUCUGUGACCAGGCAGAAGAUGCAGCAGCUGGAACAGAUGCUCACAGCACUGGACCAGAUGCGCAGGAGCAUUGUGAGUGAGCUGGCCGGGCUUUUGUCGGCAGUGGAGUACGUGCAGAAAACACUCACAGACGAAGAACUGGCUGACUGGAAACGGCGGCAGCAGAUCGCGUGCAUUGGAGGCCCUCCCAACAUCUGCCUGGACCGCCUGGAAAACUGGAUAACUUCAUUAGCAGAAUCUCAACUUCAGACCCGCCAACAAAUCAAGAAGCUGGAGGAGUUGCAGCAAAAAGUAUCCUACAAGGGAGACCCUAUUGUGCAGCACAGGCCGAUGCUGGAGGAGAGGAUCGUGGAGCUCUUCAGAAACCUAAUGAAAAGUGCCUUCGUGGUGGAGCGGCAGCCCUGCAUGCCCAUGCAUCCUGACCGGCCCCUCGUCAUCAAGACUGGUGUCCAGUUCACUACUAAAGUCAGGUUGCUGGUCAAAUUUCCUGAGUUGAAUUAUCAGCUUAAAAUUAAAGUGUGCAUUGACAAGGACUCUGGGGAUGUUGCUGCUCUCAGAGGAUCCCGGAAAUUUAACAUCCUGGGCACAAACACCAAAGUGAUGAACAUGGAAGAAUCCAACAACGGCAGCCUGUCUGCGGAGUUCAAGCAUCUGACCCUGAGGGAGCAGAGAUGUGGGAAUGGGGGCCGUGCCAAUUGUGACGCCUCCUUGAUUGUGACUGAGGAGCUGCAUCUGAUCACCUUCGAGACUGAGGUGUACCACCAGGGCCUCAAGAUUGAUCUAGAGGGGGAGAGGCUUUUGGAGCUGCAAGAGCACAGCUAUCUUGCUACGUCAUUUCCCACCUGUCCCCCAUCUCUACAGACCCACUCCUUGCCAGUUGUGGUGAUCUCCAACAUCUGUCAGAUGCCAAAUGCAUGGGCAUCAAUCCUGUGGUAUAACAUGCUGACCAACAACCCCAAGAACGUGAACUUCUUCACGAAGCCACCGAUUGGAACCUGGGACCAAGUGGCGGAGGUGCUCAGCUGGCAGUUCUCAUCCACCACAAAGCGAGGGCUGAGCAUUGAGCAGCUGACUACGCUGGCUGAGAAGCUCUUAGGACCUGGUGUAAACUACUCAGGGUGUCAGAUCACAUGGGCUAAAUUUUGCAAAGAAAACAUGGCUGGCAAGGGCUUCUCCUUCUGGGUGUGGCUAGACAAUAUCAUUGACCUUGUGAAAAAGUAUAUCUUGGCCCUUUGGAAUGAAGGGUACAUCAUGGGUUUCAUUAGCAAGGAGCGGGAGAGGGCCAUCCUGAGCACGAAGCCCCCGGGCACCUUCCUGCUGAGAUUCAGCGAGAGCAGCAAGGAAGGAGGCGUCACUUUCACUUGGGUGGAAAAGGACAUCAGUGGCAAGACCCAGAUCCAGUCUGUAGAGCCAUACACCAAACAGCAACUGAACAACAUGUCAUUUGCUGAAAUCAUCAUGGGAUAUAAGAUCAUGGAUGCUACCAACAUCCUGGUGUCUCCGCUGGUCUACCUCUACCCUGACAUUCCUAAGGAGGAGGCAUUCGGGAAGUAUUGUCGACCAGAGAGUCAGGAGCAUCCUGAAGCUGACCCAGGUAGUGCUGCCCCUUACCUGAAGACCAAGUUCAUCUGUGUGACACCAACGACCUGCAGCAAUACCAUUGACCUGCCGAUGUCCCCCCGCACUUUAGAUUCAUUGAUGCAGUUUGGAAAUAACGGUGAAGGUGCUGAGCCCUCAGCAGGAGGGCAGUUUGAGUCACUCACGUUCGAGAUGGAUCUGACUUCUGAGUGCGCUACCUCCCCCAUGUGAGGAGCCGCAGAUGGGAGCUGCAGAGAUGACUGAGGCCCCUGCCUGCCCCGGGUUCCACCCUUAAGCAGUCAAACCCCAGCUCUUCUGAGACUCCUGACUUUGUGGUUCCAGAUUUUUUUUUUUAAUCUCCUACUUCUGCUAUCUUUGAGCAAUCUGGGCACUUUUUAAAAUAGAGAAAUGAGUGCGUGUGGGUGAUGCGCUUUUAUGUAAAGAGGGAAGAAAGUGCUCUCUGAGUCCACGAUGGGGAUGUGAAACGGGAGGCUGGAGGGAGAAAAGCAAACGCCUUGUGUUCUGUGCCCCGCCCGCCCUCCUUCCUCAGCAGCUCAUGGUCGUCGUCCUUUGUUUAGACAAGUGCCUCCUGGUGCCCACGGCAUCCUUCUGCCCAUUUCUGUGAGCUGAUACCCCAGGCUGCCUGCAGCUGAGGACUCCUGGCAUUGCACUUUUAACCUUGCUAAUGUCCAAAUGGAAGAUAGGACUAAGUCCAUAGGUUUCUUUUUAAAUUAAAAACAAGACAAACCAAAACAAACAAACAAAAAAACGGUAAUAAGAAUUAAAGGGCAGCCAGGCAGUGGUGGCAGCACACACCUUUAAUCCCAGCACUCAGGAGACAGAGGCAGGCGAAUCUGUGAGUUCGAGACCAGCCUGGUCUAUAAGAGCUAGUUCCAGGACAGCCUCCAAAGCCACAGAGAAACCCUGUCUCGAACCCCCCCCCCCAAAAAUUAAAGGGCAAAACACACUGAGACAGCAUAGUCUUUUCUGUAGCAAAGAAAAUUUGGUUCCUAGCCUCUUUGGUGCUUUAAGUGUAAAAACCCUGAAAUGGUUUCCGAUGAAAUCUGGAAAAGACAUCUGAGGCUGUGGCUUGGCCUCUGGUUUGAACACGAAGGUUAGAGAGAACCUUAGAUAUCCCAGACUCUUCAUAGACCAGGUUUUAUUUACCCAGGCGUAUUCUCCCCUGUUGGAGGCAUGAGGCUAGGCCAAGGGCACUGAAAACCUCUAUCAUCUGCCCUCUCCACAAGACUCUGGACCCUGUUUCAGGGUCAGCCUGUCCUGCGGGUGCCAUACUGGACCUAGGCCCAACCUGGCUUCCUUUCUCACUUGACCUUGCCUGUGGUGUGUCUCUUUCCUAUGUCCCAAAGCCCCUAUCCUGCUUGCAUUGGGAAUCCUGGCCUCAGGACCUUGUGAUCAGAGAGACUGAGUUACAGCUUUGAAUCUGAGUUGGACUACAGGUCCUCAGCAAAGCUCAGGGAUUAUGGUCCUUAUUCUAUUUGCUUGGUUCCCAGGGGUACCUGUAACCACAGGGCAAAAGCUGACUGAUAAACGCCAGCUCGGCCCCUUGUAAGAGAGGUGUACUCUUGACUUCCCCUGAGACUAGUGAUUGUGUGCUCCUCUUUGGGGCCCCAGGGUGAGGUGGAACAGGGUGCCUGCACCUACCGUGGCCUUCAUGUCACCUGCUUGCCUCCGCCACUCUACUUGCUUGAACACUUAGUGGCUCAAGGCAGACCUCCUCUGACACAGAGGCAGGGCUAGAUUCAGUGACUCGGAGACACCGUGCUCAGCUGACCAGUGUCUGGAAUUCUGUUUGUUUCACUCAAAUUAACCAGUGUCUGAAUUAAAGGGGUAAGGACAUUGUCUCCAAGACAACUGCUUGCCUUGGCUACCCCUGGCCUUCUGCUUUGAGACAGUUAUUGCUCUCCCUUCCCCAGAAUAUUCUUUAGUAUGCAAUAAACUGAAGUCCCAGGCCAAAAGGGUAUUUAGAAAGGCAAGGCUCAGGGCAUACUGACGACUUUAAAGCCUGGGGACCCAGGGAGCAAGGGCUCAGACUUCUCUGGGGCAGGUGUUGUAAAGGUCCCAGUUCUGGGAAGUUACCUGGCUGGCCUGGGCUAACCAGCUGUAAUGACAGCUCCAAGGAGAGCAGAAACUUUCCCCAUGGAGUCCUCAAAACAGCCCACCUUCCCUCGUGACCAUGUCUGUCCCCAGCCUAGCCCAGCCAUGCCUGCAGAUUGCUUAGCCUGUCUGUGCAGUGGUUUGUAUUCAGUCCUGGCCACUGCAUUCAAAUUCCAAUGUAUACUUUCUAAUGUAAAAAUUUAUAUUAUUGUGGGUUGUUUUUUGUUGUUGUUGUUUGUUUGUUUUUUGUAUAUUGCUGUAACUACUUUAACUUCCAGAAAUAAAGAUUAUAUAGUAACUGUC